GCGGAUUUACAUCGAGAAAAUUAACAGCAAUUAGAAUAAUAAUUGCUACCACAGCGCAAAGAUUACAAAAUAUUUCUAAAAACCUGCAUGACUGGCUACAAACAUUGUGUUUUAUUCGAUUUCUUGCACCAUCAGUAGGCUUUUAUUUGAAACUUGAAUAUUGCAAUGUAAUGAUUUUUGCUUGACUGGUUUGGACGUGGUGGAACUGAUGAUAUUUCGAUACCAUAGCGGCCAAGGAAACAAAAUGGUGCUCAGGUAUAUAAAUUGUACGGUCUCAGUUCUAGUGAUUUUAUUGGAAAUUCUAUCGGCCCGUGCUGGAUCCUGGAAUUGCACAUUUGAAUCGGGUGACUGCGGGAUUACUCAAUUAGGGAACGCAAUGAAUCCGCAUUGGACUGUUCGGACAGAAACAAGUGGAAGCAAGUACUACAGAGCAAUCAUUAAUAAAAUCUCCGAUCGUUCUGGAACGUAUGCAACAUUCAAUCUACCAUCUGUAUCGUAUCCAAGUUCUGGAAGUGGUGUCUUGUCAUUUCGUUUCUUUUACUACACCAAUGACCCUAACCUGCUGUAUGGAAUUUUAACAGUCACAGCUUGUGAGGGUGAGGAUUCCAUCUUUAGUGAAGGUAAUCUUCCAGGGCAGUGGUACUUUAGACAAGUACCUUUCACCUGUGCAUCAUCUGUUAAGAUAUCUUUCACCGCUAUCCGAGGAUCCAGCCCAACGACCAUAGGAGUUGACGAUAUUAGCUUGACAGAAAUACGACAUACUACAACUGGUAAGUCUCCUUAAAUCCAGAGUCAGUGCAUGCCUCUUGAAUAAUUAUGUUGAAAAAUAUUGCCGCAUCAUCUUUAUCAGUGAAAUACCAUAAAUAUUGUACUUUGUGCAUACCUAAGGUCAGGUCCACCCCAGGAAAAUGUUGCUUUGAAUGAAAAUAGAAAUAUCAAAACUAACUUAACGCCGGAAAUUUCAGCGAAAUCGGAUGUGAAAUAAGAAAGUUAUGCUUACUUUUCACACAGAGGCGUCGAUCCUGGGGGGAGGGGCAAGCAUACCGUUUUGUCAGUAUACUAAAAAAAUUCAGCUCGCGCUUCGCGCUCGCAUUAAUUUAUUUGUGAGAUAUGUGUCUCUAUCUCAUGAGUCAUAUAUAUAUAUAUAUAUAUGUAGGCAUAUGUGUGAGGGUUAGUGUGUAUGUGUGUGAGUUGGUUUGUUUUGUGUGAUCGAGCGCCUUUGGAAAGUUGAUUCAUGAUUUUGCCCCCCCCCCCCUCCAAUCUGAAAAAUGGAUCGACGCCCCUGUUUUCACAUAAUAAUAAUAAUAACUAGAACUUUAAUUCGUUAUGAGGACGAAUUAGGUGAUCUGUCUCUGAUUUUCAUGAUCACGAAUACAAUCACCAUGUUUAUUGAGAUCAAUACGAUGAUCAUAUUGAAAACGGAACUUCUAUUACGAAUAGAACAUGUUGAAUACUCUUGAAAAGAGGGAAAUGAGAAGUUUUAUGAAGUAGGUGUUGGUGAUACACAUGGUACAUGUACAUGUUAUAUUAAAAGGGUUUUUAAACAGUUUUAUUGUGCAAUAUUUUAACGUAUAUACCUUGCAAUGGUCAUAAAGGACCAUUUGUGAAAUGUUG
This is a messenger RNA of Lytechinus pictus (painted urchin), 1614 nucleotides long. RefSeq lists its product as uncharacterized. Lineage: Eukaryota; Metazoa; Echinodermata; Echinoidea; Temnopleuroida; Toxopneustidae. The record is from RefSeq and is a predicted model, not a curated record. The transcript has 4 exons. Gene Ontology annotation, cellular component: membrane. Bases 209 to 784 code for a protein of 191 amino acids.